Molecule: messenger RNA, 1062 nt
Organism: Penicillium canescens
Lineage: Eukaryota; Fungi; Ascomycota; Eurotiomycetes; Eurotiales; Aspergillaceae
Product: magnesium transporter CorA family protein
Exons: 2
Coding region: 1-1062 (353 amino acids)
Biological process (GO): intracellular magnesium ion homeostasis; magnesium ion transmembrane transport
Cellular component (GO): plasma membrane
Molecular function (GO): magnesium ion transmembrane transporter activity
Source: RefSeq, a predicted model, not a curated record
AUGGAGGCCGCUUGCGAAACCCCACAUUACAGUUUCUUUAGUACCCAGAUCAAUACAAUCACCCACGCUUCCAGUAUCCCGCAGCUGAAGUCGGCCUGUUCUGUCUUCGAGACCCUUUUAGAGACGGGUUUGCACAGUGGAUUGUGGUGGCUCCACGCCGCCUCGCCAUCCGACGAGGACAUCGAGAUACUGUCGCGCAUGUUGGAUAUCCACCCGCUGACCACCGAGGACAUCAAGGUCCGCGAGCCCCGAGAGAAAAUUGAGCUUUUUGGCCCCUACUAUUUAGUUUCCUUGCGGGCCCCACAGCAGCCUAAGAGAGCGACAGGAGUCCGGAUCUCGUCCGCCAAUGUCUACAGCAUUGUCUUCCGCGAAAGUAUUAUCACCUUUACAUAUGACAAUAGCCAGCAUCCUACUCAUGUGUGGAGCCGCAUAAAGGAGCAUGAGAGCCACUUAGCUUUGACUAGUGACUGGAUCUGCUACGCCCUCAUCGACGAUAUUGUGGAUGGGUUCGCUCCCUUAAUCGAUCGUAUCCAAACAGGCGUGGAGAUAAUAGAAGACGGUGUUUCUGUCACGCGGCCCGAAGACAUUGGACUAGCCCUCCGGAGCAUCUACAAUUAUCGCAAAGAUGUCACUCACAUCCGCCAACAUCUGCACGAGAAGACGGAUGUUGUCCGGUGUUUCGCCCGCCACUGCGGUAGCUUAGGGUCCACUCCCGGAGAGGUUGAACUAUACCUGGGCGACAUCCAGGAUCACGUCCUGACUAUGAUAGCCAACCUAAAUAUUGCAGAGCAGAUGUUGUCUCGGUCGCAGUCGAAGUAUCUUGCUCAGCUCUCAUUUGACUCCACUUGUACGCGAAAUCAAAUAGUGGACGCUCUUAGUCGGCUGACUGUUAUCGGGGCGAUCGUCGUCACGAUGCAGGUCAUUACCGGUCUCUUUGGUAUGAAUGUAGAGGUGCCUGGGCUGCAUGUGACCAGCUUGGCCUGGUGGUUUGGCAUCCUAGGGUUCAUUUUAGGGCUUAUCUUGCUUCUUCUAGUGAUCGCCAGAAGAACUCAGGUUAUUUAG